AUGGACUUGCAAACACUGUCCAACCUCUUCGCCACGACCUACAGCUCUGACCCCAAUGUACAGAAGAGCGGAGAGCUCCAAAUCCGCAAGCUCGGCGCGCAGGAAGGCAUGAUUACUGCCCUGUUGCAGAUUAUCGCCAACGAUAACGUCGACAUGGCCACGCGGCAAGCGGGCGCGGUGUAUCUGAAAAAUCGUGUGUAUACUUCAUAUUUCGUCGAUGCCGCUAGCCCUCGCGCAGAUCAAGUGCCCAUCGCGCAGUCGGACAGGAGCACCCUCAAAGGCUCCAUACUUCAACUUCUUUCCGUCUCCCCUUCGCGUGGUAUUACUGUCCAGCUCGCGAGCACCCUAAAAAAUAUCGUCGCACGCGACUUCCCCGAGCAGUGGCCGACGCUAUUAGAUGACGUAAAGCGGCUGCUCGCGAGUAGCAAUAUCCGCGAAGUUGUUGCGGGAUGUGUGGCUUCUCUGGAAAUGGUCAGGGCAUUCCGCUUCCGCCAAACUCAGGAUAUCCUUCCCGAGCUCGCCACCCAACUCUUCCCCACCCUCGUCAACAUUGCCACUCAGAUUCUCAACACUCCGCCAGCGAAUGCAAGCCAGGAGAUCCCUCUCAUGCUCCACCUUAUCCUGAAGACCUAUAAGACUAGCAUCGUCCUACACCUUAGUCCACAUCAGCAGCGCCCCGAGAGCUUGGUUCCCUGGGGUCGUCUUCUCUUUCAGGUUGUCAACCUUCAAAUCCCCAAGGAGGCCGUUCCUGAGGAUGAAGAAGAGCGGGAACGCAGCGAGUGGUGGAAGGCCAAGAAGUGGUCGUACGGCAUCUUAGGACGCCUGUUCAAUCGCUUCGGUAACCCUUCACAGCUCCCUAGCUCCAUGAAGCAGGAAUACGCGGACUUUGCCCAUCACUUUGUCACGACAUUCGCUCCCGAGAUCUUCAAGAUCUACUUGCACCAGGUCGAGCUUGUGGUAUCUGGUCAAGCAUGGCUCUCCAAGAAGUGUCAAUAUCAGAUCUUCGCGUUCUUCACUGAGUGCGUGAAGCCGAAGUCGACUUGGGCAAUGCUCAAGCCCCACUUCGAGACCCUUGUUUCUUCGUAUGUGUUCCCUCAGCUUUGCUUUAAUGCGACAAAGGAGGAGCAGUGGGAAUCGGACCCCAUCGAGUAUCUGCGCAUCUCCGUUGACGAGUUCGAAGCGUAUGACACGCCUACUUCUGCAGCAACGUCAUUCCUGCUGUCGCUCGCCAGCAACCGCACAAAAAUUGCAUUCAUGCCUUUGCUUGGGUUCAUAAACCGCGUCCUGAACUCGUACCCUGCUGCUCCUCAACGAUUCGGCGCCCUCAACAUGACCGCGGCUCUCGGCCACUUCAUCAUGAGACACCCAGACGUAAAGGACAACAUGGAGCAGUUCUCUGUGCAACAUGUCCUUCCCGAGUUCGCAGCAUCGGAACCGUACAUGCGCGCGAUCGCCUGUGAAGUCCUUGGAACGGUCGAGAAAUCUGGUCUUAAGUGGUCGAGCGAACAGCACCUCCAGUCGCAUUUCAAUGCACUUGCCACGUGCCUGGAUGAUCCUGAGUUGCCUGUCCGCGUUCAUGCAGCUCUUGCUGUUACCGAGAUGGUCAUCAACCACGAGUCUGUUAAAGAUGCCGUCGCCCCCCAGGUCGGCAAGGUCAUCCAGACAUUGCUGAAGCUGUCCGAGGAGACAGACCUUGAUAUCUUGAAUACUUGCAUGGAGACUAUGGUGGAUCGCUACCAGGCCGAACUUCUUCCCGUUGCUGCUGAACUCACCGCCCGCCUGUGCGAAACCUACACGCGCCUCGUUCUGGAGAGCAUCGCCGCGGAAGAGGCUACCGACAGCAAAGCUGUCGACCUGGAGCGUAUCAUGGACGAUGCAGGCGAGGACAAGGUUUUUGCUGCGAUGGGUGUUGCGAAGACGAUUACAACCAUCGUCGCGUCCGUAGACUCGUCGCCCGAGAUCCUGGCGCAAGUGCAGGAAGUGAUCAUCCCCGUCAUUGUUCUUACUCUGAAGAAUAAGCUUCUUGAUCUCCUGGACAAUAUGUACGAACUUGUGGACAGCCUUACCUUCAAGCUUCGUGCCGUCGUGCCGAGCAUGUGGCCCGUCUUCGAGCUCACCUAUAAGCUAUUCAAGUCCGAUGCCGUGGACUUCCUGGAUGAGAUGCUGCCGUCGCUGGACAACUUUGUCUCGUUUGGCAGUGACGUCUUUAAGGCGCGCUCGGACUAUAGGCAGAUGGCAUUGGACAUUUACACGACCUCGGUCACCAGCGAACACCUCGGCGAAAACGACGCCGUCAACGGCUGCAAGCUCGCAGAGUCUUUACUGCUGAACCUCCGCGGUCACAUCGAUGAAGGCCUGCAAACUAUCGUUCAGACCGCCCUCAACCUAAUAGACAGCAUUCAGACAAACUCGCUCCGACUCGCGAACCUCGAGGUACUUAUCAAUACCGUACUUUACAACCCUACGGCCGCACUGCGCAUCAUGGAGGCCAUCCGCCCUGGCACAUCGCGCCUCUUCUUCGACACGUGGUUCGAGGCGAUCAACAGCGACACCCGUCUGCCGCGCGUGCAUGACAAGAAGCUUACACUCACCGCGCUCUGCGCGCUGCUCGAGAUGGACCCGUCGACUGUGCCCGAACCUGUCCGGGACGGUUGGCCGCAGAUCGUUGGGGGCGCGCUGAGGGUGUUCAAGGACCUCCCUCGCGCCAUUGAGGCCCGCAAGGAGCUCGAGCAGUCUUUCCAGGCGGACACCGAUUCUGAUGGCGACCACGACGAUGGUCUUCUGAAUCUUGGUGACGAGGAGGUCUCACCUAAUGUUGCUCCAGAUGACGUGUGGGACUCCGACUCUGCCUACAUUGAGAUGCUGGCGAAUGAGGGCGCACGGCUCCGCGAAAAGUCUCUGAAGCACGAUGCUGGAGACGACAUCUCCGAGUUCUCUGACGACGAGUCGGAUAUUGCCGAGGAGCUCGGUUACAUCAGCCCACUAGACACAGUCAACCCGUACGUUUCCUUCAAGCAGGCCCUGACGAGCUUCCAGAUGAAGGACGGCCACAAUUAUCAGCGGGCGACGACUUCGCUGAGCCAGGAGGAGCAGAUGUUCUUGAUGGAAGUCAUGCGCAUCGCGGAAGAACACUCGCAGACGACUGCCUAG
Messenger RNA from Phanerochaete carnosa HHB-10118-sp, 3150 nucleotides. RefSeq lists its product as uncharacterized. Gene Ontology annotation, molecular function: small GTPase binding. Lineage: Eukaryota; Fungi; Basidiomycota; Agaricomycetes; Polyporales; Phanerochaetaceae. Bases 1 to 3150 code for a protein of 1049 amino acids. Gene Ontology annotation, cellular component: cytosol; nuclear envelope. Gene Ontology annotation, biological process: protein import into nucleus. The record is from RefSeq and is a predicted model, not a curated record. The transcript is spliced from 17 exons.